AUGCCUAGUAUUCAUGAGAAGCAGGAUGUCGCGCUGUCUGGUCCUGGGCGGGGCUUUCACUUCUUAGCAGCAACGUCGGUUCUUUAUGGAAGCAUCCACACUGGUGCUGAUAGUGAUGACGGUGACGAAGGUUAUGUCGAGAUUGCUGAUGGUGACCGUGCCAAUGCCUGCAUUGAUCACACCACCGUCGACGACAACGCUCGGAAGUUGCCUAUCAAUCUUGAGGACUUGCUCCGGUGGAGCUUGCCAACGUAUUGGAAUCUGGUCGAACAGAUCAGCGAGUUAACCAACGAGAAGACGAUGCUACUUAACGAGUGCAGCAAACUUCGCAGCCACGGCCAUGCACUCUGGAGUGACUCCCAGAAGCUGCGUAAAACGCUCCACAUGCAGGAGCAGGCGCUUCAUGAGGCCAAGUGGUGCAUUCUCGACUACAAGAUGCGUUUGGCCAGAAAGGCGGCGGAUGCUACAUGUGAUGAGGACAGCGGCAUGUCUCCUCCGAGCACUGGCGCUUCUGAUGGGCAGCAGCCUCCCGAGGAUAUUUCAGAGGUGUCAAAGGAGGAGUCUUCGCGGGUGAGAGUGCCCAAGGCGUUCCUCACAAAGAAUGAGCUGGUUGACGUGAGUCACGGGGACCCUUGGCCGUCCAUCGAGCUGGUGAUUCCGUCGUGCCCCGGCAGCUAG
Messenger RNA from Symbiodinium sp. CCMP2592, 678 nucleotides. NCBI's taxonomy places the organism in Eukaryota, Dinophyceae, Suessiales, Symbiodiniaceae. The record is from the annotation of a GenBank genome assembly.